GUGAUGUGUGCAUUGUCCUAUAUUUACAUUGUAUUUUUAUUUUAUAUCCCAGGCCCCCAGGAGGCGUUUUGGCUUUUGGUAGGCCGUCAUUGUAAAUAAGAAUGUUUGUUCUUAAAUGACGUGCCUAGUUAAAUAAAAAUCUAUAUCUCAGUUACCUGUUUUUCACACGUGUAUCUGCCCUCUCAUUGGCUAGAUAGGCCCUACUUGAAAUUGCUUCCCCCUGCCUGCCUUCCAUCUUUGAGGACGUAUUUGUCAUUAUUAGCGCGGUUUGUCGAUUAUCUUGUCAAUAUAAUAGGCAAUCUUUGGUGUUAACUAUUGACAACCAAAAUGCAGAGAAUCGAAAGGGGAAGGCCAUAUGUUGCGUAGCAACACUCCUCGGCGUCCUUUGGUGUUUGCAAUGGCUUGCGGGAAUCUGAGGCCCGAUUGAGUGACCGCCCUUUUUAGACAAACGAAAGUAGAGCAACGCUGUUAGAGUCGGGAGAGAAUAAUACGCAAAAACAACUAAUUAAAGCUGCGGAACCUAACUUGAGUGUGCCAUCUUUGCAUGGAUAUCUUCCUUGUGCCUAGGUGAGGGGCUGAGCCAUGGCAGACGAGGACGAGGUGGAUUGUGGCAGUGAGUUCCCAGCCCUCUAUAAAGUCAUGCUGGACAAAUUGAAUGAACAGAGACAGUUGGACCAGUUCACAGACAUCACUCUCAUAGUGGAUGGGCACCAGUUCAGGGCUCAUAAGGCAGUGUUGGCAGCAUGCAGUCAGUUCUUCCACAAGUUCUUCCAGGACUUCACACAAGAGCCACUAGUGGAGAUUGAAGGAGUCAGUAACUCAGCCUUCCGCCAGCUGAUGGAGUUUACGUACACGGCUAUACUUGCUGUCAAUGGACCAGAGGAGGUCAAUGACGUGUGGAAGGCAGCAGAGUACCUCCAGAUGCAGGAGGCCAUCAAGGCCCUCAACAACAGGAUGAGUGAUGGCACUCCCUUCAGUCCGUCCCAGGCCCUGGCGGCGGGGAAGAGCAAGACCAAAAAGAGGGAGCCGGCUGAGACUUUCAGUGUGAUCAUGGAGACUCUUCCGUCAGUGGUGGGGGAGCAGGUGGAGAUUGAGGUGGAGAUCGGGGAGGGGGCCAUCGAGGUGGAGGAGACUGGUAUGGAGGAGGAGGUGGUGGAUGCUGCUCGGACCGCCCAGGCUGCCUCGGACGACUCGGCCCUGGCACUGCUCGCUGACAUCACCAGCAAGUACCAGCAGAGGGGGCCAAUGCUGCACGUGCUGAAGAAGGAAGGACUGGAGGAGGAGGUGGUGUCUCAGGAGGAGGUGGUGUCUCAGGAGGAGACAGUGACAGCUCCCAAGACUCUUGAGGGCCUGGAGGUGGUCGAGGUCCAGAUCUCUCAGCUGGACAAGAUGUUCCGCUGCAACAAAUGUGACCGCAGCUUCCGCCUCUACUACCACCUCAAACAGCACAUGCGCGCGCACGUGGCUGCCCUGGACAAGCCGCAUGUGUGUUGCCACUGCGGUAAGGCGUACAUGCGGGAGGCGGCGCUGAAACAGCACCUGAACACGUUACAUUACGAGGCAGAGGAGCUGUCGCGCAGCCAGUCCCAGAAGAAGAAGAUGCACAUGUGUGAUUACUGUGACAAGCAGUUUGACCACUUUGGACACUUCAAGGAGCACUUACGUAAACACACCGGUGAGAAGCCGUUUGAGUGUCCAGACUGCCAUGAGCGCUUUGCCAGGAACAGCACAUUGAAAUGUCACAUGGCUGCCUGUCAAAACGGCGCCGGGGCCAAGAAGGGACGCAAAAAAGUCUACGAAUGUCAGGUGUGCAGCAGUGUGUUCAACAGCUGGGAGCUUUUUAAAGACCACCUGACGACCCACACAGGAGAGAAGCCCAACCACUGCACCAUGUGUGACAUCUGGUUCACCCAGCCCCACGACCUGCGCCGACACCUCCGCGAACUGCACAGUGUCACAGACGACACGCUGAUGACCCAGGAACUGGACAUCGGUGCCAUGGCAAUGCAAGAGGAAGUGGCCGGGGAGGAGGACGAGGAGGGAGGCGAGAGCGAGACCCUCUUACUGGAGGACGUGAUGAGGGUGGAGCAUGUUACCGUGGAGCCCGUAGACGUGGUAGUCAUGGAGGAAACGGACAUGGUGGUGGAAGAGGUGACGGAGAUGUGUGAGGAGGACGUGCAGAGACUGAAGGAGGCAGGAGUGGAGAUCCGGGUGGUGCAGGUGUCAGCGGCGGGACAGGUGAACUCUGAGAUCCAGGUGGAGGAGGAAUCACAACAGAUUGUGGAUGUAUGAAGCAGGAGCGGAGCUCCAUCUAAAAUCGUACCCUGUUCCCCAUAAAUACAGUACCUACCUUUGCUUUGACCAGAAGUAGUGCACUGUAUGAGGAAAAGGGUUUUAUUUGAGAUGUGCCUGCUGAUUAUGGUCAAACUGGAAAAGCUCCACCUCCUCACCUUGUUGACUAAUAGGGUAACGGACAGAGACAAGUAUUUGAAGUUGCUCACAUUUUUAGAUUCUAUUUAUUUAGAACCUGCUGUCAGCAUGGCUCUGUCUUCUCUCUGUGUGUCUGUGGCAGAGAUAUACCUGCUGAAUGCACUUACACUGACCCCUGUUCAAGGUUUUGUCACAGACCGAUCAAAAGCUUUCUUUGUUUUUUGCUUUCUUUGUUUUUUGUGUGUGUUUUUUUUUACAUUUUAGCAUGUACAUUUGAGAUCAUCAAAAUUCAUUUGCCAAGACAGUAUGCAAUCCAUGAAGAUCCCUUCUCCGUUAAAUGGUUUCACUAGCAGACGCCAGUUAUUGAUUGGAAUGCACAGUCUGUUUCACUGUCAUACAGCUGCAGACAUAUUAAUGAUGUGCCUCACUGCUGUUUCCCAGUUGGAAUCCAUCUGAAGCACAGAUCUGUUGAAAAAUCAUUCAGCAUUCGACUGAAGAGCAUGUUUUUGAUGGUGCCUAUGCCCUAACUGAUGAAAAAAAAAAAACUUUAAUAUUUGAAUAAAAAGAUAAUGGCUGUUAGUGUACGUAUGUUUUCUGGUUUCUGCCCACCAAUUCCCCUGCUCGUCUACCUCUUUCCUGUUCUGACUGCAGCACAGCCCUGUUCCCACAAGACAUUGGGGUUUAUGUAUGACACUGUUAUGAGUUAUGCUAUUAAGAAACAGAAGUCAGAAAGUAUUAAAAGUUAAAACGUUUUUUUAUUUUACAAAUGUUCAUAAUUGCAUUGUUUUCUUUGUGCAGCUCAAUUAAGAGGGAGUGACUUAAUCAAUACAUAUUGAAUUCUCAAAACGUGUCCACACUUUGCAGUUACAUUUCUUACAAUGCUUUCAAAUGUGCCACUUUCAAAUGUGUCAGACGGAGAAGUGGAAGUUUAGUUUACUAGUCAUCAAGAAUGAACAAAAACCUGCUGGGUCUAAAUGCAAUUUUUAAAUGUUUUAUAUAUGCUUGUAAAUAAAAGGUUGACGUAAACCACAUUGGC
Salvelinus sp. IW2-2015 is the source of this 3466-nucleotide messenger RNA. It is a transcript of the gene zbtb35, whose product is annotated as zinc finger protein 131. Lineage: Eukaryota; Metazoa; Chordata; Actinopteri; Salmoniformes; Salmonidae. Gene Ontology annotation, molecular function: DNA-binding transcription factor activity, RNA polymerase II-specific; protein binding. The record is from RefSeq and is a predicted model, not a curated record. Gene Ontology annotation, biological process: regulation of transcription by RNA polymerase II. Gene Ontology annotation, cellular component: nucleus.